CGGCUCCAUAAUACAGUCGUGUUGUAACGGUUACACUAGCGAACGGCGCCAAAACAAAAAAAACGUAAUUCCAAAUAAAUUCGAAAUCAAAGUGUUUGACUGGCGCGCUUUUGAAUUAAUUAAUAGCAAUUAAAUAAAUUUAAAAUGAUUUUGCAUUUUUCCAAUAAAAUAAUAACAACAUUUCGUUACAAAACUCUAAUUAUUCAAUAAAGCAAAAAAAUAAAAACAAAAAUACAUACAUAACAAUCUAACAAUUAACAAGAUUGUAAAUCCCUAAAAGUAUUUAACAAUAAGUACCAGUAAUUCGAUAAAAAAAAUAAUAACAAAAACAAUACGAUUAUAGUAACAAUAACAUGUUAAACAAUUGUUAAUAACUAAAUUUGUCGGAGAGAGCAAAAUUAACAACACAACAUUUAACGGAUUUACUCGAUUGUGAGUGCGGGGGCGUGAGAGUUUAGGAAAGUGUUACAGAGUGUUCAAAAUAAAAAAAGGCAUGUCACUAUGGAGCUGAUAAGGAAAUAUCAGCAAGGAAAAUUAACCACCACCGAUGUGCGAAAGCUUAAUAAUAUAGUAUUAUGCCUUAUGAUAUCGGUGGCUGCCACCUCCAUUGUCUGGAGUUUAUCGAUACAUGUGUUAUCGGGGGAUUUUUACAAUGGUUUUAUCGGUGCCAAAUUAGUAUUUCGUGAGCGAGAUUUAACACAAAUGGAAGAUGCUGAGCGAGAAAUUUGGAAACACGAUUUGGAUAGAGUUUUCAAUGAAACAUAUACCAUCGAGGCCUUAGAUCAAAUAAGAGCCGAUGCCUUAAUAAUGCCUAAAUUAAAAGACGAUCAACCUUCAACCAAAAAACCUAAAGUACAUAAAAUAUCGCAUGUAUUUCAAAUGACAAACUCCAAAGUACCUGAUUCGCCAACAAUUGCAAAUGAGGAUGAUGAUGAUGAUGACGACAUUGAAGAAGAAUCAACCACAAAAGUGCCAAAAACGUUUAAUAUAGAAGAGGAUCGUAAAUUUUUAUCACUCAUGACAAUUGAUAUUCAUCAAACCCGUUGGCAUCAGAAUACUGCUGUUAAGUUUAUUUAUAGUUUUCCAUUUUUUUCGGAAAUUAUUGCCAUCAUAUGGACUGCCAUGUGUUUCAUAUUUCAAUCGGGUGUCAAAAAGACUUGGGGACUUCCAAAGCCUUGGCGCAUUGUUAUACCCUCGAUAAUGAUGUUUACCAUAAUGACUGUUGCCAAUUUAAGUUAUUUAAUAUUGGCCAAUGGUUUUCUAAAAACAUUUUGCAACGAUUUAAGAGAAAACCUCAGUAAACCGGAUGCCAUAACCUGUGGUGAUGCUAUGGCCAUCUUAAGGCCCAUUAUACGUUCUCAAACCCUAUCACACAAUACAUACUUAAUACUAUUUCGCAUUUCUUACACUUUAGCCAUGUUACUAUGGAUUUUCGCUUUACUCAUAAUGCUAAUGAGAUUCCUGUUGGCCAUUGAUUUCCAAUUGGUGGAUGUAGAAACGACUUACGAUCGUGAAAUGAGAGAGGGAACAUUAAAGGAACAAGAAUUUGUGGAGGUACUAUUAAAUUCACCGCAAAGCCCUAAGGCGGGGGCUACAUUGCAAGUGAAAAAUGAACGACCCAAAUCGGAAGAUGAUUUUCAAAGUGCUAAGUCCCAUUUGAGUGAAGUGGCCACACCUCUAUUGGAUCGCCUGGGCACAUUAAAAGGGGAGCAGAAAACAUAAAGCAGUAGUUUGUAAUUUGUAUUUCUUUGGUAUUUUUAUUUUUUAUUUAAUUUAUUUAUAACGAAAUAUUUCUAUGAAAUCUCAGGUAUACAGAAUCUAUUACAUAUGUUAAUGUGUAAACUAUAAAAAUCAUAAUGAAAUUAGAAAAAAUUUUAAAUAUUAUUGUAAGUUUUAAAAUUCCACAAUUUUUGAUAUACCAAAAAAAUGGUAGAGUUAUUUCAAACAAAUUUGCCUGAAAACACACAAAAUAUUAAUAAAUAACUGGGGGAUUUAUAGUUUUGGAUUUUAUAUUGAAGUACAUAAUUUUCUAUAAUUUUAAAUUUCCCAAAAGUGCCUAUGAAACAUAAAACCAGUAUACAAGGGGGAUUUGCGCUUGUUAUGAAUCGAUUUAAUUUUUUUUUAAACAAAAAAAUGGAAUAUUCUAAAUAUUUAUUUUAAAAAUCAGCUAUGCAAAGAAAUUUAUAUUGAGACAGUACAAAUUCAUAUUAUUACGUUUAAUUAUGUUUGUUCUUCAAAUUUGAAUUUCUUAUAAAUUAAAUUUUUAUAUUGAUAAAUUUACCUCUUAUAACUGAUUAAAUGCUUAAAACUGUACAUCAUUUUUGAGAAUAAAUUUAAACUCAAUUCAACAAUUACCAAAUCUCCCCACACAAAAUAAUUGUGAACAAAUUUUAUUUUACACCUAAUUUUAGCAAAUAAAUUUUUGAUAUUUUUUUAAUUUAAGGUUAAUUCAGUUGUAUUAAUUUUAUUUGAAAGUUAAUACAAUUUUAAUUCAGUUGUAUGUUUCUUUUAUAACCAAUAUGCCUAAAAAUAUACUACAUACGUAUUUAAUAAAAAUAUAAUCUUUUUUUAAAAGAAAA
Molecule: messenger RNA, 2579 nt
Organism: Calliphora vicina (urban bluebottle blowfly)
Lineage: Eukaryota; Metazoa; Arthropoda; Insecta; Diptera; Calliphoridae
Exons: 7
Coding region: 502-1722 (406 amino acids)
Source: RefSeq, a predicted model, not a curated record